CUGCGUGGAUAUAGCGCCGGAUCUCAUCAGCCAACUUCUGUCGCCAGCUCUAGUCGUGCCGCCACUAGCCCCACCGGUCAUGACCACGCCAGUCUCGACAAUGCUCCUUCACGCGAGUUUCGCAGCUCUCCUAGACCCGUCGUCGUCACCAACAUGGCAGCUCCGGCGCCAGUCACCGCGGCUCGUGCUCGGGCAGCUCUGGAGCAACGCCGAGCUGGAGGCGGCUCGGAAGCCGGACCACACGUUGCUGCAGUCGGGCCGGUCGGCUCUUCGCUCAGCCAAAGUCUGGCAGAAUUCGUUGAGGCUGAGCGUCUCUGCGAGACGACUGCCCGAAGUCCUGUUGCUGUGGGCUUCCGCGAAAUUGGGGUCUGGCGAGAAGGUCAGGCACCGCAGGUCUCUUCGCCCACACCCGGUGGCCAUGACGUCUACAUGAGGUUGGGCAGACGCCGUCCCAUCUACGAGACGGCUGGCCAGCAGAAGGAAGCACCAGAGAAGGAGGAGGAGGAGGAGAAGGAGAGAGAACGGCCGCCUUCAGAAAGAGUUUUAAGCGCCAUCGACGAGGUGCGACUAGGUGGGUGA
Messenger RNA from Protopolystoma xenopodis, 579 nucleotides. The record is from the annotation of a GenBank genome assembly. NCBI's taxonomy places the organism in Eukaryota, Metazoa, Platyhelminthes, Monogenea, Polystomatidea, Polystomatidae.